UGUAUGCACUGCAUUCCCGACCGUCUGGCAACCCAGUUAUCCAAAACGUGUAAAAUUUCCAAUCUCUUUGCAUGAUUAAAACGCGAAAAGGAUUUUCUAAAACAGCUUUUAUAUUUUCAAGAAGACAAAAUGUCUGCCACCCACAAACAGCGCUAUAAAAAUACUGCCUUGGACUCUACGGAGAUGCGGCGUCGUCGUGAGGAAGUGGGCAUCCAGUUGCGGAAGAACAAACGCGAACUGCAGCUCAUUAAGCGGCGCAAUGUGGUCUUAGAGCCAGCUACAUCUUCGACAUCAACCGGAAUGGAGAGCGGCGGUACCAACGAACUACAGGCUGCUGACAUGCAAAUGGCUGACAGCACUACUGGACCGUCUCCUUUUCCAGGCGGACUAAACGAGCCAGGUACCGGAAUCGGAGCUCAACCAUCCGUAAUUAACAAGGAGAUGAUCCAGAUGCUUUACAGUGAACGUGAAUGCGACCAGCUGGAGGCCACGCAAAAGUUCCGUAAACUGCUCUCCCGCGAUCCCAAUCCCCCUAUCGAGGAGGUCAUCCAGAAGGGAAUUGUACCACAGUUUGUCACCUUUCUGCGGAACAGCUCGAAUGCAACACUGCAAUUUGAGGCCGCAUGGACGCUGACGAACAUUGCUUCUGGAACCUCGCAUCAGACCAAAAUCGUAAUCGAGGCCGGAGCAGUGCCCAUUUUUAUAGAAUUGCUAUCCAGUCCCCAUGACGAUGUUCAGGAACAGGCUGUGUGGGCCUUGGGUAACAUAGCUGGUGACUCACCCACAUGCCGAGAUUAUCUGCUUGGCUCCAAUAUUCUAAUGCCCCUCCUGCAUGUUUUGAGCAAAUCGGAGCGCAUAACCAUGAUACGAAAUGCCGUUUGGACGCUAUCAAACCUCUGUCGCGGCAAGAAUCCGCCCGCGGACUUUGCCAAAAUUGUCCACGGCUUGCCCAUACUUGCACAGUUACUGGACUACGCUGAUGCGGACGUGCUUAGCGAUACUUGCUGGGCCAUUAGCUACCUGUCGGAUGGACCCAACGAUAAAAUUCAGGCUGUAAUUGAUGCGGGAGUUUGUCGACGUCUAGUAGAGCUUUUACUACAUCCUCAACAAAAUGUAAGCACAGCCGCUCUGAGGGCUGUGGGCAACAUUGUUACUGGCGACGAUCAGCAGACCCAGGUGAUAUUAGGGUAUAACGCCCUACCCUGCAUUAGCCACUUGCUGCGAUCGACGACGGAAACAAUUAAGAAGGAAUCCUGCUGGACAAUCUCGAAUAUUGCAGCCGGCAAUCGAGAGCAAAUCCAGGCCAUAAUCAAUGCCAACAUCUUCCCUCAGCUGAUGAUUAUUAUGCAGACGGCAGAAUUUAAGACUCGCAAAGAAGCAGUAUGGGCCAUUACCAACGCCACUAGUAGUGGAACCUCAGAGCAGAUAAACUACCUAGUACAAGUAGGCUGUGUGCCUCCUAUGUGCGAUUUCCUUACUGUCGUUGACUCGGAUAUUGUCCAGGUGGCGUUGAAUGCACUUGAAAACAUUUUGAAGGCAGGUGAAAAGUUCCAAGCACGACCAAAUCCAUAUGCCAUUACCAUAGAGGAAUGUGGAGGUCUGGACAAGAUAGAGUAUCUGCAGGCACACGAAAACCGCGACAUCUACCACAAAUCGUUUUACAUUAUCGAACAGUACUUUGGCAACGAGGAAGAGGACUCACGGGUGGCCCCCGUUGCAGGUGCCCAGCAGUUUGAGUUCGAUCCGGACAACAUGCCCAGCACCGACUUUAACUUUUAGCACCAUACUGGGCAGCACAUCACCAACACUAUCAAAAUUCAAGUCCUUCUGAAGUCCGCAAAACAUAGCACACAACAGGAAGCGAAGGCUUGCUGCCUAACAGGAUUGAAAUGGACGCCAGAGCACGGAACAUAGACGGCAGGAAAGGGCAGACAAUGCCUAAGUGCAGUCACUACUAGCAUUUAAGUAAAGUUGGUCUUUCAGUCGGCACGUUUUCGUUUCCUAGUUACUCAUACUCGUCUGCGGUUUAAAAUAUAAUUUUCGAAGUGGUCCAGGACCAAUAAUGACCUUACUCGAGCAUUUCUCCAGCGAAAUCGCUUAUACCUAGUUCGUAUAUACUAUUUUAAUAUGUUAUACAACCAAUUGUAUAUGUUUUUGAUUUUCUCAGAUUGAGUUUGUAAAUAUUUUUCAUUAAGCCCAACUACGUUGAAACCCUGACAUGGUGUUGUUAUACAUUCAUACAAACAAACGUACUUUACGAUCAUGAUAACGAAUAACUUGAGAAGUUUUUAUUUCAUUUUGUUACGCAAAUCGCUGAAUGUAAAUUUGUUUAAAUUAUGAAAUAUUAUUUAACAUAAAGGACACAUUAAUAAAGAACAACAACUAGACCACAACUAUAUUUAUUCAAACUUAUUUGACCUCUUUAAAUGUGUGAAGAUUGAAAUUCAAACUAAAUGUAAGAAAAUAUUUUCGUAUGCCCGUAAUUAAAAUUUCACAAUGUUUUGAAAUAUCUUAGUGUAAUAUAAUUAUCACCAUAUCUGGUUAAUAGCUAAACAACGAAAUAUAUUUAUUCUAUAUUCCUAUA
Drosophila eugracilis is the source of this 2584-nucleotide messenger RNA. RefSeq names its product importin subunit alpha-7 (gene Kap-alpha1). Gene Ontology annotation, cellular component: cytoplasm; nucleoplasm; nucleus. NCBI's taxonomy places the organism in Eukaryota, Metazoa, Arthropoda, Insecta, Diptera, Drosophilidae. The record is from RefSeq and is a predicted model, not a curated record. The transcript has 6 exons. Gene Ontology annotation, molecular function: nuclear import signal receptor activity; protein binding. Gene Ontology annotation, biological process: NLS-bearing protein import into nucleus. The coding region runs from base 130 to 1779 and encodes 549 amino acids.